Molecule: messenger RNA, 2934 nt
Organism: Myodes glareolus (Bank vole)
Lineage: Eukaryota; Metazoa; Chordata; Mammalia; Rodentia; Cricetidae
Gene: Ddx24
Product: DEAD-box helicase 24
Molecular function (GO): ATP binding; nucleic acid binding; RNA helicase activity
Source: RefSeq, a predicted model, not a curated record
CGCGUGCGUGAAGUCCCGCCCCGGAACUGCAGUUUCAGACCCUGCUGCUGCUGCAGUUCCGGGUCAGGUUGGCGCAGACGUCCCCGGUGCAGGAGAGAAGUCUGGCGCAACCAUGAAGUUAAAGGAGAUCAAAUCAAGGCCAAAGCCACCGAGUCGUGGUACAUUUCAGACAAAGGGCAUCAAAGUUGUGGGGAAGUGGAAGCAGGUGAAGAUCGACCCAAAUCUGUUUGCAGAUGGACAGAUGGAUGACUUGGUGUGCUUUGAGGAACUGACAGAUUACCGUUUAGUCUCCCCUGCCAAAAACCCCUCUGGUUUCUUCUCAAACGAGGAGCCCAAGAAGAGAAAGGCCCAGGCUGUUUCAGAAGAGGAGGAGGAGGAUGAAGAAGAAGAGUCUAGCUCUCCGAAGAAGAAGACCAAGUUGAAGAAACGGAAAGAUGUGUUAGUGACUGCCAAAGGAAGUACUGCCCAGGAUGAAGUCAAAGAUUCUGAGCCAGAGACUGUUUGUUUGGAUCAAAAGGUAGGGGACGCAGCCUCGGAAAGCCUGGCACAGGCUGUUCCAAAAAAGAAGAAAAACAAAGGGAAAAAGAAAUUAGAUCUUUCCCAGAGCACCGCCUCUAAAGUGCCCAAAAAAGCAAAGACAUGGAUGCCUGAAGUGCAUGACCAGAAGGCAGACGUGUCCGCCUGGAGGGACCUGUUUGUGCCCAAGGCUGUUCUCCGAGCACUCAGCUUCCUAGGCUUCUCCGCACCCACCCCGAUCCAGGCUCUGACCUUGGCCCCUGCCAUCCGGGACAAGCUGGACAUCCUUGGAGCCGCUGAGACAGGAAGCGGGAAAACGCUUGCUUUUGCCAUCCCGAUGAUUCAUGCGGUGCUGCAGUGGCAUAAGAUGAAGGCUCCACCUAUCCCACAUAGCGCUGGGAUACCACCAAGGGAGAGCAGGGUAGGAGCCGCUGCUGAUCUUGGAUCACCUCGCACGGAUGGGACUGAGUCUGGAGUGUUUCUUCAUGAGGCCAGAACUGAGAAUGAAGCACAGCCCAGUGAGGCUGGGGCGAAGACCGAACCCAAGACUAGUGCCUCUGCUUCAGCCUGGGCACCGCUCUCCCGUGAUGGUGAUGAUGCUGGUGAAGGACCUUCUUCCUUGGUUGAGGACAAGCUUGUCCCCAAGCAGAAUGAGGACGGAGGAGACGAGCUUGACGAAGAGCAGCCUGGGAGGUUAAGGCAGGAGCUGUGUGACCGCAUUGCUGUCUAUAAGGUGCACCCACGGCGCCCCCUGCUGGGACUCGUCCUGACGCCCACUCGAGAGCUGGCCAUCCAGGUCAGACAACACAUUGAUGCUGUGGCCAGGUUUACAGGGAUUAAGACAGCAAUUUUAGUUGGUGGAAUGUCCACACAAAAGCAGCAGAGGAUGCUGAAUCGCCAUCCAGAGAUUGUGAUCGCCACCCCUGGUCGACUCUGGGAGUUAAUUAAAGAAAAACAUCCUCAUUUAAGCAACCUUCGGCAGCUCAGGUGCCUCGUGAUAGAUGAAGCUGAUCGAAUGGUUGAGAAAGGCCAUUUUGCUGAGCUCUCCCAGCUUCUAGAGAUGUUAAAUGAUUCCCAGUACAACCCCAAUCGACAAACUCUUGUGUUUUCUGCCACACUAACCCUGGUACACCAAGCUCCUGCUCGAAUCCUUCAUAAGAAGCAUGUGAAGAAAAUAGAUAAAACCGCCAAACUUGACCUUCUCAUGCAGAAGAUUGGCAUGCGGGGCAAGCCAAAAGUUAUUGACCUCACGAGGAAUGAGGGUACAGUGGAGACCCUGACAGAGACCAAGAUCCACUGUGAGACAGAUGAGAAAGACUUGUAUCUCUACUAUUUCCUCAUGCAGUACCCAGGCCGCAGCCUGGUGUUUGCCAACAGCAUCUCCUGCAUCAAACGCCUCUCUGGGCUCCUCAAGGUCCUGGACAUCAUGCCGCUGACUCUGCAUGCCUGCAUGCACCAGAAACAGAGGCUCAGAAACCUGGAACAGUUUGCCCGUCUGGAAGACUGUGUUCUCUUGGCAACAGAUGUGGCAGCUCGGGGUCUGGAUAUUCCUAAAGUUCAACAUGUCAUCCAUUACCAGGUGCCCCGCACCUCAGAGAUUUAUAUCCACCGGAGUGGUCGAACUGCCCGUGCUACCAGUGAAGGCCUCAGCUUGAUGCUGAUUGGGCCUGAGGAUGUGAUGAACUUCAAGAAGAUUUACAAAACUCUGAAGAAGGAUGAGGACAUCCCACUGUUCCCAGUGCAGUCAAAGUACAUGGAUGUGGUCAAGGAGCGGAUCCGCCUAGCCCGACAGGUUGAAAAGGCUGAGUACCGGAACUUCCAGGCUUGUUUGCACAACUCCUGGAUUGAGCAGGCGGCGGCAGCCCUCGAGAUCGAGCUGGAAGAAGACAUGUACAAAGGAGGAAAAGCCGACCAGCAGGAAGAGCGUCGGCGACAGAAGCAGAUGAAGAUCCUGAAGCAGGAGCUACGCCAUCUGCUCUCCCAGCCACUCUUCCAGGAGAACCUGAAGACCAGGUACCCCACACAGUCUGGCAGGCCGCCUCAGCCUGUGGUGGCCCCCGGGAAUGGCGAGUCUGCGCUGAGCUGCCUCUCCAGACAGAAGAGGAGGAGGAAGAAGCCAAAAGAGCAUCGGCCACCACCACAGCCAAGUUCAAGCACAAGCUAACUUGCCCCCAGCGUGAUGACUGCUCAGUGGUACCUCUCCUCCAGCCAUCUGUGAAAGCCUUCCUAGCCUGCGCUUCACUCCGCCAUCCACCCAGGAAAAUGUCUCACUCUUCCAUCUUUUAGCCAAAAAGACCUCGUGCACAUGUGUGUUGUGGAGUAAGUGUAGUAGCCAGCAACUGUGUCUCUGCAUCCAGUUUAUGCAGGCUUCUUGUGUACACCUUGGUUUCCCAAUUAAAAACAAGUGGGAGCAGAGAA